AUGCCUAUUUCAGGACUCCUUUCAAAAUCAGCUGUUCGAGCCGCGUCCACUGCGACUGCUUCGGCGCGUAUGACGAAGGCGGCGGGUGAUAUCUCCUCGGUAUUUCCUAGCUUGCGACCAGACUAUAAACCAGAGCCGUUGCCGGCACGGUUCCAGAAUCUAAAAUUGAGUCUCUUUCAGAAGAAUGAAGAGGCUUUGAAGGAUAGUUGGAAGAGGUUGUUGAGCAGUUUAGAGGAUGAAGUGCAGGAAAUUAAGAAGAGAGGCAGUGAUAUUGUUCCUUCCAUCUCGUAUUCCGACGUCGUGAAUGGAAGGAUAUCUGACGAUGUCGUUGCAGAGAUUCGUCGUCGAGGAUGCGCGGUAAUUCGCAAUGUCAUUCCUAGAUCGAUGGCGUUGGGAUUGAAGGAAAGGGCCAAAGAAUACAUUGAUGCCAACCGUGACAGAGUGAAAGCAUUUCCCCCGGACUCUCCAGCUGUUUAUGAGCUCUACUGGACGCCCUCACAGACGGAGGCGAGAGCACACCCGAAUAUGCUCGAGACGCAGAGAUUCCUCCAGCGUCUAUGGCAUUCGAGUGACCCCGAUACUGAACUUUCAACCACUUACCCGCUGACAUAUGCGGACCGUUUCAGAAUCCGUAAUCCAGGGGAUGCCAAGUUCACACUCGGUCCACACGUGGACGGCGGGUCUCUCGAGCGAUGGGAGGAUCCAGAGUACUCCAGCGUGUACGCCAAGAUACUCGAAGGGAAAUGGGAGGAAUAUGAUGCUUGGGAUGCUAAGCACCGCAUGAAAGCAAAAAUGGAUCUGUAUAACGGGGCCGGAGCUUGUUCAAUGCUGAGAUUCUUCCAGGGCUGGCUCUCGAUGUCAGAUACUGGACCCGGAGAGGGGACUAUGCACGUUUGUCCUAUGAUCACCCACAGCACGGCAUACACGAUUCUGCGACCGUUUUUCAACCUUGAGACGUUGAUUCCUGCAAUGGACAACACCUUCCCGGGCUCUGUCCCGGGUGCCUGUCAGGAAUUUAACCCGACCACACACCCUCACCUCGAAUUGGAGGCCACCAUGGUGUCUAUGCCCCGUGUUCAGCCUGGUGAUUACGUCGCCUGGCACUGUGACGGAAUACACUCUGUCGACCGGGAACAUCGGGGAGCUGGCGAUUCUAGUGUGAUGUACAUCCCCGCCGCUCCUCUCUGCGAGACGAACGUGGAAUAUCUUGUGCGCCAGCGGCAAGCAGCGCUCGCAUACUCGCCAGCGCCGGAUUUCCCAGGCGCAGGCGGGCCUGGAGAAAGUGGUUUCCAAGGCGCGAUCAACUGGUCAUCGUUGAAUCCGGACGGACUCCAAGCAAUGGGCAUGGGGACGAAACGUUGGGAGAUCACAGACGAUAUGAGCCAGGGUGAGAAAAGGGCUAUCGAACGCGCCAAUGAAGUCUGCUUUGGGCAGUUGUGA
Molecule: messenger RNA, 1440 nt
Organism: Paecilomyces variotii
Lineage: Eukaryota; Fungi; Ascomycota; Eurotiomycetes; Eurotiales; Thermoascaceae
Product: DUF1479 domain protein
Exons: 2
Coding region: 1-1440 (479 amino acids)
Source: RefSeq, a predicted model, not a curated record